GAUUUAAUUUCGCGCGCGAAAGGAGAAAAGAUAAGGAAUUCGACUAGGGGGCCUAGCCUACAAUAUAUCUAAACCAAAAGCCGCAGCCUAAAACAAGAUUAAAGGCGGACAAAGCCUGUGAGAUGAAAAACUGUAAUAAAACAAAAUACUGUAAUAAAUGAUUAUAAAAGAAAUACGUAAGAAUGGAUUGCGAGCUGCUAGCUACUUGUAAUGGACUUGGCUUUCUUGAAGACGGGAAGAUAUACAAGAAGGAACCAGAUUGCUUAGAGACAAUUAAAGAUCUGAUUAAGUUUUUGCGACGUGAGGAUGAUACAAAAGAGGUUCGUCGUCAACUUGGAGGAGCACAAAUAUUGCAAAAUGAUCUGCUGCAUAUAGUGAAGCAGUAUCCGGAGGAUGAAACGCUUUUCGAAGCUACCAUCAGGUUGAUGGUAAACAUCACAACGCCGGCUGAAGUUUGCUUUGGUAAGAUCCCUGAUGACAAGACGUUUCAUCAGUAUUACCUUGAUACGAUCUCUCAUCUUCAGCAGUAUAAAGAAGCAUUUGCAGACGAUGAGUUCAUGAGCAUAUUGGCAGCAAAACUCAAAGGGCUGUUGGAUAUGGAAUGGGAGGAUAGGCGGGAUGAGCAUACACUUCUAAUGGAAAGAGUCUUGCUGUUGAUUCGCAAUAUUUUGCAUGUACCGUCCAAUCCAGAGCAAGAGAUGCGAACUGAUGAUGAUGCAUCUGUACAUGACCAAAUUCUAUGGGCUUUUAACAUCAGUGGUAUUGAUAAACUGAUCCUGUACAUUGCUAGUUCAGAGGAAGAACAGCAGUGGUGUAUGCAUGCAGUGGAAAUUGUCUCUCUCAUGUUCAAAGAACAGACACCAGAGCAGUUGGCAAAAGCAGGAGUAGCCAAAUCUCUAAGUGAGAGAGAAAAUGAGAAAAGGGAGUUGGAGGCCAUUCGACUACGAGAACUUGCUAAGCGUAGAGAACAGUUUUUACAAAGGAGUUCCAGGCAUUCUCGAUUUGGCGGAUCAUUCAGCGUCAAAAACGUGAAGUCAAUCAGCGAUCGUGAUUUGAUUUAUCACCAGUCGUUGAAUCAAGCAAAACAUAUCAACUUUGACCUGGACAAGAAGCCUGCCAAGAAACCAAAGAACCGCAUGCCGAUGAAUGAGAGAAGUGUUUCACGCAGAUCAACUCUUAGUAUACGACUAUUCUUGAAGGACUUUUGCGUGUUAUUUUUAGAAAAUUGCUACAACACUCUGAUGCAUAAUGUCAAGGACCAUAUCUUACAUGAGCGAGCUCAACAGAAUGAUGAGACGUACUACCUGUGGGCUAUGCACUUCUUCAUGGAGUUUAACAGGAUUUACAAAUUUAGAGUUGAUAUUGUAAGUGAAACGUUCUCGGUGCAAUCAUUCCACUUCAUUGAAACUCAAAUCACAAAAUACCUGGAUAUGUUGAUGACAGAAAAAAAAGAAGUUGUCUCUUGGUCCAGAAGACUACAUCUGUGUCUUCGAUGCUACAAAGAACUUCUGUUGACAGUCGAUACAAUGGGUCGAUCAACGGAUGAAUCUCUCAGAGACACUGCACACAUUAUUACAAGUAAUGUUGUGUAUGUCAUCGAAUAUCGCGAAGUCUUUAUAAGUCUACUGAAGAAAUUUGAUCAAACCAAAUUCACACAAGGAUAUUUGAAAGAUUUAGUAGAAACAACACAUGUUUUCCUGAAAAUGCUAGAAAGCUUUUGUAAGAACAAGGCUAAUGUUAUUGUACAGAAGAAAGCCAGAAAGAAACGUAAAAAGAAAAAGAAAGCUAAUAAACAGAAUACACUGUCUGAGGAUGCGUUGAAUGCACAAUGGGGAAAUGUGUCUAGCUCCUUGUCUGCGAUGCUACAAGGUCGGGAAGAUAUCCCCGAAAAUAUUACUCCAUUUGAUGCAGCUUCCGAUCAACCAGUUGAGGACCAAAGGGAAGUUUGGACUGAAGGGGAUGUAUUUGGUGCUGUUGACAUUGAACCUGAAGAUGAGUUUAUGGCCCUUCGUGAAAUUCUCAUGACCAAUUUAAAUGUGGAUAAUUCAAGUAAUGGAGCAGAACAGGAUAGGAGUAUCAAUGAAGAAGAAGAGGAGGAUGAGGAGGAGGAUGAAGAAGAAAUGAUGAUAUCAGAACAUGGAGAAGAAAAUUUUAACUUCCAGCAAUAUGUGAAUAGAUUUGCACAUUGCAAGGUCAUGGAAUCGUAUGUCCACCUCCUGAAGUCCUUUGACAAAAACACAGUGCACACCAACCACUGCAUCAUAAAGCUGUUGCAUCGGGUGGCUGUCGACCUUCAUAUGGAGCCUCUCCUCUUUCAGUUGUCUUUGUUCCGCGUGUUCCAGAAGCUGUUGAAUGACUCGGUGUCAAAGCUACCAGAAUACAAGGAAAUAGUUAAAUUUGCAAAGUUCAUCAUGAGAAAAUUCUUUGAAUGUUUGGAGACAAACAAAAAAUUGUUUGUAGAAAUCCUUUUCUGGAAGGAUGUCAAAGAGGCAUAUGAGCUUACGGAAGGCUAUGGAAGUCUAGCCGCAGAAAAUAGCAACAGACAGAAGACAAGUGAAUGGAAGGAGGAAGAGGAGGAAGAGCUGAGAAUGCUGUAUGACCAGUACAAAGAUGAAGAUGACCCAGAUCUUGAUGCAGUAGAUCAAAUUAUGAAGUACAUCAUCAAUCAGAAUCGUACAAGGAGACAGAUUGUUGCUCAGCUUGUAAAGUUGGAUAUUAUUUCAAGUAGCAAAGAUUUAAAGAAGAAGAAAGUAGGGCAGCAAACAAAAUUGUGGAGGGAGGAACAUGAGUUGGAAUUACAGGCCCUCUUUGAACAGUUCAAAGAAUCUAAUGAUGUUGUUGGAAGUAUCAUGGAGAACAUGACUGUGAAACGGUCAAAGAACAAAGUUAUUGAGAAAUUACUGAGUAUGGAACUAGUAAACGAAAGGAAGGAGCUGUACAAGAAAAGACAGAAGAAACCUGGAAACGAAGGUAGAAAAAGUAGGAGGAAAAAAUUCAGUGACAAUGAGGAUGAUGUAAUUGAGAAUGGAACUAUAGAAUUCCAAGAAGGUUUGCCAUCUGACUUUGAGGAACCAGAAGCUUCAGCAACCUCAAGUUCAGGAUCAGAUAGUGAUGGAGAUGUCAGGACUACAGAGACAUUACUCAUCAAGGUACAAAGAGAAGGUUUGUCGAAUCAAGUGAAAUGGAUUCAAGAAGUGCUGAGAUCAACAGCAGAUGAUUUGGAUGAGGAAGAUGACGACGAUGAAGCAGCCAUUCCAGUAGUCGCCAUUAGUCAGGAGCACCAUACUGCCAUUGCCAAUCGCACAUUCCAGAAGUUCCUUAAGAAACUUGGUAUCAAGGCCCCUGCCAACCAUCAGGAAACGUUUUGGCGAAUUCCAGGUAAUCUAACUUCUGCUGACCUCAGAAAGCUUGCAAGUGAAAUUGAGCCUAAAGAUGACAUCACAGAGGUCAACAAGAAAACACAGUCACGUAAAGAGAUGUUGAAAGAAAUGGCGAAAUCAAAAAAGAAGGAUAAGAAAGCAGCUAGGAGAGCUGAACGGGAAAGGAAGAGGGAUGAACAAAGGAAAAAAUUAAUGAAGACAAUGGAAGGUGAUGUGAAUGAGAAUGGUGUGUCGAAAAAGAAGGGCAAACAAAGGAAUAAGAUUAUUAGAACUGCAGACAGUAGUAGUGAAAGUGAUGAAAAAUUAUCUGACUUGAAAUCAAAACCUACUAAACAACCCAGGAGAAAAAAACAGAUAGCAGCUAGUGACAGUGAUGAUGACGCAUUACACAUAGCAGAAGAUCCAUUGGAAAAGGAUCCAGUGGAUCCUCCUGCAGCAAAAGCCUCAAGGAAGAGGAUGUUGAGUGGAUCUAGCAGUGAUGAUGAAAUGGCUGUACAAAGUAGUCUCAAGCAAGCAAAGAAGUCAAAGUUGAUGAGUGACAUCGAGGAUGAUGAAACAACUGCUCAAAAUUCUGCCACACAAAGUAAGAAGUUGAGGUUGUUGAGUGAUAGUGAUGAAGAUGAAACAGCUGUCCAAAAUAAUGCCAAGCAAAGUAAGAAGUCAAGAUUUAUGAGUGAUAGUGAGGAAGAUGAAACAACUGUCGAAAAUACUGCCAAGCAAAGUCAGAAGUCAAGAUUUAUGAGUGAUAGUGAGGAAGAUGAAGCAAUUGUCCAAAAUACUGCCAGACAAAGUACGAAGUCCAGGUUGUUGAGUGAUAACGAGGAAGAUGAAAUGACUGUUCAAACCACUUCCAAACAUAUGAAUAAUUCUAGAAUUUUAAGUUCUGAUGAUGAGAUGGUUGUGGACCAUAGUCCCAAGCAGGCAGAUAAGUCUAGUAAUGAGGAAGGGGAUAUGAUUGUAGAGAAUAGUUUCAAGUUACCUAAGAAGUCCACAUUGAUAAGUGACAGUGAUGAAGACGAGAUAGUCGUACAAAGUAGAUCCAAGCAAAUUAAAAACUUAAGAAAUACAAGUGACAGUGAGGAGGAGGAAGAGGUGCAUACAGAAAAUAGUUCUAAGCAAGUUAAUGGCAUUGAGAACAAUGAGAUGGUUGUACAAAAUACUUCCAAGAAGUCAAAGUUGCUGAGUGACAGCGAAGAGGAAGUAGAAGAGUUGACUGCUGGAAAUAGUUCCAUGCAAGUGAAUAAAUCUAAGACAAGUGACCUUGCAGAGAAAUCUGUAGCGAGUGGUUCUAAGCAAACAAAAAAUGCAAGAUUGGUGAGCGUGAGUGAAGAGGAUGAAGGUGAUAAUAGAAGUGAUCAUGUUAACUUACAGACCAAGAAAACAAAAUCAGCAAAAGUUCCUGAAAUUGUCACUUCAAGCUCAUCUGACUCAGAAGAUGACUUUCCCAUCAUGAACCUGUAACUAUUGUAUUGUUGAAAAAAAAGUCAAGUUUUUACAGUACAAGUACACUUUAAAAUGUGUUUACCUAAAAAAUUUGCCUUCAAAUGGUAGUUGACUGUUGAGCAGUAUUAUUUUUUUGGUGUACAGUAGUUUCAUGAAUGAGUAUAGCCAAUUGUAGACUUGUAAUUUUUGAUAUUCAUUAAGGAAAAGUAGGUGUUGGCUUCUGUUUGACAAUGGUCUGGCGAAUAAAAGCUAAGGCCAGGAGGGUGUAAAAAAGAAAGCCCUAGUAGGGUAGAGAUUAUCCCCUGACAUUCUAUAAGCUAAGGGCUCAGAAUGAAAAUUCUACACAGUGGUAAUUUAGGAAAGUGGGGGGAUCAGCAAGGCCCUUUAACAGUGGGUCUGACAAAGUGGGAAAGAUGAUCAGCAUGGUCUAGGGUUGAGGCCCUGGUGGGGGUAGUGCCCAGAAAACCAGCAGAAUUGCUAUUGUAUUUUUUCAGGCUACUAAGCCAACUUGACCCAGUUUUUUUUUCAAAGAUAGUGUGUAAUAACACAUCAAGUUGGUUUUUUUCCAAUAAAAAAUCUUAUAUUUGAA
Messenger RNA from Anneissia japonica, 5412 nucleotides. Its product is annotated as protein timeless homolog. Gene Ontology annotation, molecular function: DNA binding. NCBI's taxonomy places the organism in Eukaryota, Metazoa, Echinodermata, Crinoidea, Comatulida, Comatulidae. The transcript has 29 exons. The record is from RefSeq and is a predicted model, not a curated record. Bases 183 to 4841 code for a protein of 1552 amino acids. Gene Ontology annotation, biological process: replication fork arrest; DNA repair; DNA replication checkpoint signaling. Gene Ontology annotation, cellular component: replication fork protection complex.